Messenger RNA from Paramecium octaurelia, 1632 nucleotides. The record is from the annotation of a GenBank genome assembly. NCBI's taxonomy places the organism in Eukaryota, Ciliophora, Oligohymenophorea, Peniculida, Parameciidae.
UACUCCAUAAGAUGGAUGCCUAUUAGCUCUUCACUCAAUAAAUCAAACAUAUAGAGCACAAAGAAUGUUUAUUGUUACUGCUUAAUACUUAGGUAGGAAAUAACUAAUUUGCGUAAUUACUUCGAACUCUAAUAUUGUAUUAUGAUUAACAUCAUAAUAUUGAUCUUAAAUAAGUAUUUAUCAAAAAAGAUACAAAUCAUACAAUUUAAAUAAUUAAUAUGUGUUUUUUGUAAAACAAAUAAAAGGAGCUCACAUAAAAAAAAGUCAUUGAAUUUAUGAGAUAUCUAUUUGGAAAAUACUAUUAAUCUAAAUGUGUUACAAUAGAGGACAAGGAUUGGGAUUAAUUCGAAAAAUGGAUUGCUGCAUUUAAGAAAAUCUGGUUUACAUAAAAACCUAUUCAUAAGGUAAUUCAUAAGAUUGGAUCUACUGAAUAUUCAACAUUAUUGUUGCUUCCCAACCAUAAUAUGUAUCUAAUAUCAAAUAAUUAGAAUUCGCUCAAUAUCUAAUUCUCAAAAUAACCUGUUACUGAAAAAUUCUUCUCAUUUAUAUUUUAAUGAAAAUGAAUACUUAAUUCAAAAUUUCUGGAAUUAAUGUGCUGAUGUGAUUAAUCGGAGUACUCUGAAUUUUUCAGGAUAAAUGGAAUAAGAGUAUUCAUUUAUCAUAAAAAAUCCAAAUGAUAGAAAAAUUUGGGACAAAUUUCUUGGUUUCAUAGAUCCAGUAUAUCUAAUCCCUAGAGGCCACGGCAAACUAAGUAAUUAGGAAAGGUAACUGCAAUUUGAAUGUGAUUUUUUUUUUUACACCAUUCCAAGUGCUAAAUUUACUUAUUCUGAAUUUGAUAUUUUGAAAUAAAAGGUUCAGUCCUGUUCUAGAGAUGGAUCAGAUUUUAGAAAUAGUAAACCUCUUGUAACUUCAGAUGAAUUUCAUAUUACUUAUAUCUUUGCUAAGGCUCUAUUUGAUGGUGGAUGGUUGAAUUAGAUAUUAGUCGAUUAUUUAAUUAGCAAGUAUUAUCAACAAUAAUAGCUAAUUAAUUAAAGGGAAGCAAAAUACUAAAUUGUUCUCAUGGAUACAAGAUAAGCUUAAGAUAUUUUUUCCAGCUAGAUCACUCAAGCUGAGUAAAUUAAUUUGGAUUAUGCUAAACAAUUUUUUAAUUCCAUAAAUUAUUAAGAAAAUAAAAGUAUGAGAUUAGUAAUUUUGUUAAAUGUUGAUAGAUGUCAUUUUAUUUGCAUUUGUAUUGAAGAAGAUACUGUUUAUAUUUUAAAUUCAAUGAAUUCAUCUUGGAGUGAUGAAAUAGUAGGUCGAUAAAUAAGCAAAAUAUAUUCAUUGUUCAGGGAAAGGUAACCUAAAUUUAAGAACUAAUUUUCAUUCAUUUAAUAAUCUGCAAACUUAUAAGAAUUGGAACCUAAAAAAAAGGUUGUGAUUCUGCCUCAAUAAAGAAAUGCAUAUGAUUGUUCAAUAUAUACUUUAUUCAAUUCAAUGCAGUUGAUUAAACAUAAUGAUAUUAACGUUAAUGAGAUAAAUUUCGAGGUAGAACCUUUAUAAAUAUCCGAAUUACGCUUGCAAUUUCUCCAGGAGUUGGUUAAUAAUAAUGCAUUUCUGUCAAAUUAGAAAAAAUGGUAUCUAAAUAGUCGCUGA